Leptopilina boulardi is the source of this 1672-nucleotide messenger RNA. RefSeq lists its product as uncharacterized. The coding region runs from base 861 to 1373 and encodes 170 amino acids. NCBI's taxonomy places the organism in Eukaryota, Metazoa, Arthropoda, Insecta, Hymenoptera, Figitidae. The record is from RefSeq and is a predicted model, not a curated record. The transcript has 4 exons.
UUAUACGUAUAAUUAUACGUAUUAUUAUACGUAUAAUUAUACGUGUUUUUUUCAAUAGGGUUUAGUUGAGAAGAGAAAGUUUCUUUGUCAGCUUGCAGAACGUGAUACUGGUACGUCAAAUUUUUUUAUUUAUCUUUUAAAUUAAGUUAAUAAUUUGUGAUAUAAAGAUAUUUUAUCAAAAAUUAAUUAAUUAAUCAAUUAAAAGUAUUAUCUACAGUUUUCCGUACGUGUCAAUUUGUGUAUUAUAAAUAAUGUGUAUUCAGAGGUUAAAUUGUUCACACCGCAGUAAAUGUGAGCUAAUAAAAAACAUGGAAAUAUUUCAAUUAUAAGUGAUACAGCAAAAAAUUGAUAUUAAAGUAAUUAUUUGCUUAAAGCAGCAAUGUGAUAUAUUUCACGAAAAAUCGACACAUCAAAAUGAACAUUGUCAAAUUUGCUAAAAAUUUUUUUAUCUUUUUGUUGUCUACAAAAAAGAGAUCUAUGCUUUUUUUUAAAUUUUUUUAUCCAUCCUUUUACAGAUAUGAUUUUGAAGAAAAAAUAUUUUUUGAUUAUUCAUAACUACUAUCCUUGGAUGUUUUUAGAAAAGUUUAUACCAAAACUUCAUUGUUUAAUACAAAUUUUGAGCCCAGUCAUGUCAUGAGUAAAUGGUUUCUUCAAUUUUUUGGCAAUUUUUGAUAAUUUGAGUGUUUUCUCUUACAUAUUUCUGAUUUUACGGGGGAUUGCGAAGCGCUGACUACGAAAAUUAUAGUUACAAUCCGAGGAAACUUAAUUUUUGUGAUAAAAAUUUUUAUUUUAAUUUUUAUUUAUUUUAUUUUAUUUUUUUUUAAAUAUUAACUGCAAAUUUUACAGGUGCAGUACGUUAUAUGUACUUGAAAGAAUCAGACAUACGUACAUUUCAAGCUGGAAAGGAGAAAACAACGCCACUAGAAUUUGUUAAUCAAAAGCAGAAAACACAAAGUAUCUUAAAAGAUAAAUUGAAUGUUGGACCAACUCCUCAAAGAAGUGUUGAAAAUGCUGUUCCUAUUGUACAAAAAUUGCAAACUGAAAAAGAGAAUAACAUUCAACUCCAAGAUCUCACUCGUAACGAAAUCGCAUCGUCCACUGAAUCGUCAUCUCAAAACACUUCAACCGGUUCAUGUGCCACUCAAGGGAUCAAUUCUGGAAUAUCUUAUUGGACAUAUCCUCAAACUGCUGUUUCUAAAAUGUGCACACUGCAAAUGGGAAAGGAAAAGGUUGUAAAACUGACACUUUCUACUGGCAAGCCAAAUGUUGAACAACGCAUUUCACAAAAUAUGAAUGCUGAGGAAUCUGAUUCCAAAACUGUUGAAAAAGAUGAUGCUGAAGAGUUUGAGCAAAUGACAGAGUCAUGGGAGUAAAGUCUGAAGACCAUUUUUAUUACUAACCACGAACUGUGAUGUUACUUUUAAAUAUUAUUGAGUGCAAAUAUUAGUUUUUAAGAUUUGUGAGUUUGUUAAAGUUUGAUACUAUAAAGAUUAAACGAAAAGUGUACAUUAUUUUUACAUUUUUAUUACAAUCACUUGAAUGAGAGGGAGUGUCAGAAUAUAUGUGUGAUUUCAAUGUAUUCUGGUUAAAUACAUUCAGCGUGAUUCAAAUUAGUACCAUAUUCAACCGCUACGCUUUGUGAGCGUUGAAGUUAGUUCGGUCUUGCACCUAG